GUAGUGGGUCAGGAUUUAGACAGUAGACAGCAUCGUUUAUUUACUAUUUACAAAUUUUCCUUCACAAUUUUUUACUUUUUUGGUAUAUAAACAUAAAUAAGUGAAAUAGGUACAUGAAAUCAAGCUUAACAAUAUGGAAAUAUCACAAGUUAAUGAACAAUUGUGUAAAAUAGAAACAACAAAUCAUGAGGUGGGUGAAACUCUUUUGGAUACUUUUAAAAUUGAAAUUACAGAAGAACCCAAGAGAGAAAGUGUUUAUGAUGAUGCAUUUGGUUAUUUUGAUUUAAAAGAAUUGCCUGUAAAGACUGAAAUUGAACAAAAUGAAUAUAAAUUUUCACUAUUUGAAGAAAAAGAAGCAAAUAAAGAAAGAAACGGUAAACAUGAGAGUAACGGUCCAGGCUUCAAAAAAGAAGAGGAUAGUCCACCUCCAAGUCCUAUAAAUGGAAUGGAAUGUCUUUUGGAGGACUCAUUCUGCGAUUCUGACAAUGAUCCUGCGUAUUCACCAAGUGAUGAAGAUAGCGAUAAUUCAGAGGAAACCUAUACUGAGUCACACAGGAUAACUCACAAGGAAAAUCAAAGUAUUACCAAAGAAGCAAAAAAAGGGAAAAAACGAGUGUUGCAGGUCCAAAUAGUAAAAAUGGAAACAACUAUAGACACAUCUACUCCGACUGCAUCAAAACGAAAAAGAUUAAAGAAUUAUUGCUAUUUUUGUGAAAAUCUCGUCUUUAAUUUUAGUAGACAUCUUAAAACUGCACACUCUUCUGAAGUAGAAGUUCAAGAAAUGUUGUCCAAACCGAUUCAAAGUAAAGAGAGAAAAGAAUUAAUUGGGCUAAUUAGAAAAAAAGGAAAUUAUUUAAAUUCGCAUGUCUAUUUUAAACCCAUGAAAAAAACGAACGUACCUUGCGAUCGAGAUAAUUAUAUUCCAUGUGAAUUUUGUUUGGGGCUUUACGUAAGUAGCCAGUUACGGCGUCAUAAAAAAGUAUGUCCAAAAAGAUUAAAUAAAAGUAAGACAAUAAAAAGUAAAGUUAAAGUUAACAACGAACUACAAGAAAAAGUGUUUCCAACUAUGGAACAAAACAUUCAGCAGUCGGUAACUGCAGUUAAUCGUGAUCAAAUAGUAAAAAUUGAACCGAGUAUGAGCAGAUCUACCUCGAUAAUAAAAAGUAAAGUUGGAGUUAACAACAAACUACAAAAAGUGUUUCCAACUAAGGAACAAAACAUUCAGCAGUCGGCAACUGCAGUUAAUCGUAAUCAAAUAGUGGAAAUGGAACCAAGUAUAAGCACAUCUACCUCGAUAAUAAAAAGUAAAGUUGGAGGUAACAACAAACUACAAGAAAAAGUGUUUCCAAUUAUGGAGCAAAACAUUCAGCAGUCGGCAGCUGUAGUUAAUCGUGAUCAAUUAGUAGAAAUGGAACCAAGUGUAAGCACAUCUACCUCGAUAAUAAAAAGUAAGGUUGGAGUUAACAACAAACUACACAAAGUGUUUCCAACUAAGGAACAAAACAUUCAGCAGUUAGUAGCUGCAGUUAAUCGUAAUCAAAUAGUAGAAAUGGAACCAAGUAUAAGCACAUCUACCUCGAUAAUAAAAAGUACAGUUGGAGUUAACAACAAACUACAAGAAAAAGUGUUUCCAACUAAGGAACAAAACAUUCAGCAGUCGGCAGCUGCAGUUAAUCGUAAUCAAAUAGUAGAAAUGGAACCUAGGAUAAGCACUUCGUCUACUUCGACUGCAUCAAAACAAAAAUUAAAGAAUUAUUGUUAUUUUUGUGAAAAUCUCGUCUUGAAUUUUAGUAGACAUCUUAAAAAUUCACACUCUUCUGAAGUAGAAGUUAAAGAGAUGUUGUCCAAACCGACUAAAAGUAAAGAGAGAAAAGAAUUAAUUGGACUAAUUAGAAAAAAAGGAAAUUAUUUAAAUUGGCAUGUCCAUUUUAAACCCAUGAAAAAGACGAACAUACCUUGCGGUCAAGAUCAUUAUAUUCCAUGUGAAUUUUGUUUGGGGCUUUACUUGAGGAGGCAAUUAUGGCGUCAUAAAAAAGUAUGUCCAAAAAGAUUAAGCAAAAGUAAAAGUAAACUUAUAGUUAACAACGAACUACAAGAAAAAGUAUUUCCAAGUAUGAGGUUAGAUGAGGUCUCGAUUGUAGCUAAAAAAGACGCAUUGAUUUGUGCAUUUGGAGCCAGAUACCUUAAAAAACAUCGAGAGAAAUAUCAUAUAAAUGUUACAUCUCGAAAAAUGAGAGAGUUGGCAAAAAUUUUAAUUGAAGUUAGAAAAAUUGAACCAACUGUUCAAACACUACUUGAGGCUUUAAAUCCUAGGUUUUAUGAUCAUUUGGUAAAAGCUACUAAAAUAAUUGCUGGAUAUGAUUCAACUAAAAAAAUAUUUGAAUCUCCUACUUUUGUGAUAAAUAUAACCAUAACUUUAAAACAGAGUUGUGAUAUCGCAAUUACAAAUGGUUUAAAGAAGAAGGAUAUUUAUGGUAAUGUUACCACAGUUGAAGUCCAAAAAGACUUAGAAACCAUGAGACGACUUUUACAAUAUAAGUGGAAAUCUGAUAUUUCAAAAGAAGCUAUUAUACCAAUUUGGCAGUAAACAAAUCAUUUAAACAUGCGACGAUCAUGAUCACUAUUUUUCUGCAAGACUUCAAGUUAUUAAAGGGAUAUAUUACUAAGCAGGCAGAGAUAACUUCCAGAAAGUUGAAAUUGGAUUUAAACGACAGAGAUUCGUGCAAGAUAUUGUUAGAAACAAUUUUUUGUAGAGUUAUUCUACUUAUAGAAAAAGACCUGGAGUAUUAGAACGGCCUGCUUUAAGAAAUUUAUGUGGAAUUUUCAGAAGCUGUAUUAUUUUCUGAAAAAGUACUCAUGAAAAGGCGUUGUUUUUACAGAGAAACGAGAUCGUGGCGUCCCUGUUUUAAUUAGUGCCGAUGUUCAGGAACAUAUCAAAAUUAUUAUUUUCUAUGCCAGGAACAAUUUCAUUAGUGAACAUAACAGAUUUUUUAUGCCAGUGUCAAGAAUAAUGACAAACCGAUUAUUGGAUAUAAAGUAUUGACAAUUUAUGCUUUGGCAUGUAAAGCUAAAAGUUAUAAAAUACCUAAACAAAAUUAUUUAGCAUUACGGGAAGCGAUUUAGAGCAGCUGUCUACUUUUGUAGGACAAACAGCAAAAAUAACAAAAAUGGUUCUUACUCAUGGACAAGGGUCAAGCUGUUAAAGAGCCUAGCCGGAUAAGAUGAUGAAAAGUGCCCCCAACUCGAUUCGAAUUCCAUAUAUGCCACUUUUUAGCACAUAUUAUUAUAAAGAAACCCACUUUCUGAAAUUUUUAGCUCCAUAGGUGGUCACGUGACCCACCUAAAGCCUAAUUAGGCUUUUUAGGUUUUUAUUUCUCAUCUCAUCUGCAUCAAGAACUAGCAAAAAACUUUACAUAAAAAAGUUGUAGCUUUCAAAAAGUUCUGUCCGAAUUUUUUUAAUUUUCGGCGGGAAAUUUGAAAUUUUAGAAAGAUUUUUAAAUUUCCAAUGAGUCUAAAAAAUAAACUAAGACGCUCGUUCUCGCGAAAAAAAAAUAUUUAUCGUGUAUUUUUUCACAGUAUUUCACCCUGAAUUUUUUCAGUUUUUUAAAAUCGGUGAAACGUACUUUUAAAAUUAAAAAAGCGCAUAUUUUCGUCUAAAAUGCUCUAGGUGUGUCACGUGACCACCUAGAGGGCUAAAAAUUUCAGAAAGUCAGUUUCCCUAUAUAUGCUAAAAAGUGGCUUAUAUGGAAUUCGAAUCUAGUUGGGGCAUUUUUUAUCAUAUUAUAUUUUUGAAUACAAAACUUACAAAAAAGUUGAGAGUUAGCGCUGGACUGAAGUAUAAAAUCGUACCGUUAUUAAAUACUUUCCCCUUCAUUUUAAAAAUAAAAAGCCACCGAAAGAGAAUGUAUAGAAUUAAUCUCUCAAUAUUCCAAUCUACUUCAUAAUAAGGAUUGAUAUUUUUUUUCAAAACGUAUAUUUAAAACAUUGCCAGGAAGCAGAACUACUACUUGUAAACAUAAACAUGACUCUUUCAACUUCCAUAAAAAACUCCUAAUAACAAACACCUUCCAAAAAUGUAACUCUCAAAAAUAAUAAGAGACAAUAACAGCAUAGCAGAUCAAAACGAACUAGGCAAACUCUGACAAACACCACACAUACACAACAUAUUAAUUUAUAUUAUGUACCAGACCUUUUCUGUGGCGAUAGUAAUUUAGAUACUACGAAUGAAAAUACAGAUUGAAGUGGCCCACCAAUAUUAGAAUCUGAAGUGGAAUAUGCGAUGGAAGGUUAAAAUAAUAGUAAAAGUGUAGAACAAAUAGAAAUACAAUCGGAAAAAUGAAAGAAUACCCAUGAACGAACAUAUAAAACACGCUGUAUUUUCCUGUCACCGUGUCACAAAGAAAAUUGGACAGCGCAAGUACAUGUAAUAAUAAUUAUUACAUGUACUUGCGCUGGCCAGUUUUUUGUAUGACACGGUGACAGAAAAAUACAGCGUGUUUUAUAUGUUCGUUCAUGGGUAUUCUUUCAUUUUUCCUACUGUAAGUAAGGGCGUGAGAUAGUGCUGCAUCCUCUCCAUUCUGCUGUUAAUAGACUAUGAGCCGGUAUAGGUAAAAUUUGCUAAUCAUUUUAGGUACGAUAAAAGUCUAUAACUUAAAUAGUAGAACCUAAAAGAAAACGUUUGAGCACUGUGCCGUCACUUUUUAGUGACACAUGUGUCGACAGUAGCGCAUCAAACUUUCCACUUAUGGACCGGAUAAAUAAAUUAAAAGGUACCCUCCCUCACUACCAGAAUUCAAUUUUUUUCAUUUUUUCAAGUUCUAUGUGAUUAAAAAAUAAGGCAGCGUAAUUUUAACCCACCACCCCCUUCCCCCACCAUCAAAAACUUCAUUUUUCGUUUUAUUUUUUUUUAGGUGAGGUGACAUCAAUUUCAACAUUUUAAAAAAUUUACACUAAUUGAGGCGCUUUUACAAAACAUGUCUAUUUUUUAUAGAUCCGUAGGUUAAGUGUAGGUACAUAACCUCAAAAAAAAGUUUUAUUUCUUUUUUGGAAAAAAGCGUAUAACUUGGGAUUGCUGCAGGUCUAAUUUUUUUAAUCUUAUGUAUUUUAUCAAACACUAUAGGCCUAUUCGCGCUGCAUGCGCUGAACGUAUCCUGAACUUAUACAGAGGGUUUUCUUAGGGCAUUAGGAGCCUGUGCAUUAGGUUUUCGGAGGGAAAUAUUCGACCUUAUUGAACGUCCAAUUUUGUAAUGCGCAUUUUUGUAAUGCGUUCUCCCUCUGGGUACGUUCGGGGUAUACAGCGCGAAUAAACCUUAUAUUUCUAAUUUUUUCAGAUUUUUCCGUACGGUACGCCACCUUCAAAAAUAAACGUGUUUUUAUGGAGGUUUUGGGGAGUUAGACGUGUUUCUCCCAUUUUUAAAUGUUCUAAAGGACUCAGUUACAUCAAUUUACAUAUAACCUACACAAAAAUCAUCGAUUUAAUCUAUUUUGAAGUCUAUAAAAUAGGCAACAUCCCCAAAAACCCCCUAAAAAAGUUUUUCGGAUUUUUGAAGCGGGCGAACCUUACGGAAAAAUCGAAAAAAAAAUAGAAAUAUAAUGUUUGAUAAAAUACACAAGAUUAAAAAAAAAUAGGCCUGCAGCCAUCCCAAAAAAAGUUAUACGCUUUUUUUCCAAAAAAGGAAAUACAUUUUUUUGAGGUUAUGUACACUCGGGUCACGGGUCUAUAAAAUAUAGGUACAUGUUUUAUAGAAACCUCAACUAAGCGUGUGAAUUUUUUGAAAUUUUAAAAUUGAUUGCAUCCCACCUUAAAAAAAAUAAAAACCUAAAAAAAUAUAAAAAUAAUAAAAUGUAAUUUUAGUAAAUUGUAUUUGUUAUUUUUUUUGACCCUUUGAAAGCUUUGUCUAUAAAAUUGUACAAUUUUCAACGACAAUAAAAUAUACUUUUAUUCUAUUAUAACAAAAAAUGAAGUUUUUAAUGGUGGCGGAAGAGGGAAGGGGCUGGUGGCUUAAAAUUACGCCAAGUCUUGUUUUUUAAUCACAUAGAACUUAAAAAAAUGAAAAAAAAUCAAAUUCUGGAAGUGAGGAAGGGUUCCUUUUAAUUUAUUUAUCCCGUCCAUAAAUGGAAAGUUUGAUGCGCCACUGUCGACACAUGUACCACUAAAAAGUUACGUGAUACGUUUUCUUUUAGGUUCUAUUAUUUAAGUUAUAGAUUCUUAUCAUACCUUAAAUUAUUAGCAAAUUUCACCUACAUAUACCGGCUCUUAUUCUAUUAACAUUUAUGUAAAGAAAUCUUUCAACUUGCACAGUAGAAUGAAAAGGGGAUUAGAAUGAAUGGAUAACAUCACAAAAACGAAAUUAAUGAUAAUCAGCAAAAAGUACCAUAUGCAAGCGCAGUUGAAAAUAAAUAACCAACUUAUAAGACAUGAGUUGAGAAUUUUAAAUAUCUUCUAGUUACCUUAAAGAAUAAAUGGGACUGCGACUAAGAAGUGAAAAUACGAGUAGCAAUAGCUAGAAAUACUUAUACCACAUUCAAUAACUACAUUUGUCAGCGCGAAAUUCGUUUCAGUUUCCUUAUUCGCAUCCUAAAUUGCUAUGUAUAGCCAAUAAUAAUGUACGGUAGAGAGACCUGGUAACUUAAAGUAAGAUCGCUAAACCGUAUUGAAGCGUUCGAAAUGUGAUGUCUCAGAAGAUUGCUCAAAGUUCCAUGAUUCCGCCAUAUUACAAAUGAAGUCUUAAAAACUAAGACCCAAAGAUAGUCUCUAAACAUCCUUAAACAGCGAAAGUCUAAUAUUUAGGCCCUAUUUUAAAAGGCGACAAAUGUAAUCUUUUAAAAAUCAUUUAAAGGCAAAAUCAGAUCACAAAUGACACUCAUGGUUCAGAGACAUAAGAAACUGAUGCGAAAUACCUGAUAUCAGUACAUGAUACAAAGAAUACAGAUUCGUUCUCAUUGUAUCAUGAUAUCAAUACAAUAAUAGAAGAGCAGAAGAAAGAUCCUUACGUAUAAUCCAAUCAGUAUGAACGCUUACACACUGCAUAGCGUACGGCACCAGAAAUUAUAAGUCGGUUCCUUUGUUUACUGGAAUAGCACUAGUUGUUACAAAGUGUAGAAGUGCUACACUAAACCGUUUCUUUGUAAAGUGUGGUACACUAAAUCGUUCUUUGAAAAGUGUAGCAAAAUAUUGUAACAUUAGUAUAGUUAAAUCUACACCUGCUUGUGAUUGGGUGGUUAACUACACUCGUCUUGCGCAGUAUACUCCUUUUCAGAGGCAUCUUUCAGUGCAUCACAACUUUUCGAUUGCUUUCUAACGCAGUAAGUUGGAAUUAUAAAUGUAUAUGUAUCACGGACGUACCUCUUUUUCUGCCACUUGUGUCGCACUGAAAAAUGAGUCUAAGAAGAACCAUAUCCAACCGAGUUUGACAAUCGUUUAUCUGUCAGAUAUGUUUGUUUACAACAAAAUAUAUUUUUCUUUAAUUUAAAUACAAAAACUUUUAGUAAUUUUAAGAACUAAAUUACCUAUAAACUUUAAUUUAAUUUUUCAUUUUGUCGUUUCCACCUUGACUUGUUAAAAUCGUAACUCAAAGAUAGUGGCACAGCCAUGAUUUUUGUUUGACACUAGCAAGUAUAGCCUAAUUUAAUUUUUCAUUUUGUCGUUUCCACCUUGACUUGUUAAAAUCGUAACUCAAAGAUAGUGGCACAGCCAUGAUUUUUGUUUGACACUAGCAAGUAUAGCCUACACUCGAAAGUGCUACACUAAAAAAAAACAAAGAAACCGACCCUUAAAAACAUUACCAGUUAAAUUUUAUUUUUAAUUAAUAAAAGUAACAACUCUACCUAUAUUUAUCUAUAAAAAAUGAUCUGUAAUAUAUACUUCUUGUUAUAAUAAAUAACUUUAAAUAUUA
This is a messenger RNA of Diabrotica virgifera virgifera (western corn rootworm), 7895 nucleotides long. RefSeq lists its product as uncharacterized. The coding region runs from base 134 to 2587 and encodes 817 amino acids. The record is from RefSeq and is a predicted model, not a curated record. The transcript is spliced from 5 exons. Lineage: Eukaryota; Metazoa; Arthropoda; Insecta; Coleoptera; Chrysomelidae.